This is a messenger RNA of Pediculus humanus corporis (human body louse), 750 nucleotides long. Its product is annotated as protein takeout precursor, putative. NCBI's taxonomy places the organism in Eukaryota, Metazoa, Arthropoda, Insecta, Psocodea, Pediculidae. The transcript has 6 exons. The record is from RefSeq and is a predicted model, not a curated record. The coding region runs from base 1 to 750 and encodes 249 amino acids.
AUGGAUUUUUUUAAAAUUGCAAUUAAAAAUUUUUUUAUUAAAAUAAUAAUAAUAAUUACGGCGACUUACAUUCAAGUUUGUCACAGAGAUGAACCCAAUAUUGAUUCUUGCGUAUUAAAUUCAUUGAAAAAAUUACAUCCUUACAUGGUAAAAGGCAUACCCACUUUGGAUAUUCCACCAUUGGAUCCUUUUAAACUGGAAGAAACUUUACUGGAAUAUCACAAUGGACAAAUCCAUGCUAAAUUCGGUAUAAGAGAUUAUUCGUUAUACGGUUUAAGAGAUCUUCAAUAUCAAAACGUCAGAACUUACCUGGACGAUUUAGACGAUUUUAGACUUGAAAUAGAUGUUUUCAUACCGAAAAUAAAAAGCGACGGACGUUAUAAAUUGCAAGGGAAAUUUGUCAAAUCCGAAUUUGGGGGAAAGGGAAAUUUUAACGUGUCAAUGAGUAACAUAAAGGCAACGUGGGCAUUUACCGGAUCCCAAGUUAUUAUUGACGGUGUAAGAUACAUGAAAAUAAAUAAUUUAGACAUGGAACCCGUUGUCGGUGAUAUGAAAGUUUACGCAUCUAAUUUAUUUAGCGGAAACGAAGCUUUGUCAAAAACGGCUUUGAGACUUUUCAAUCAAAAUUGGAGACUCGUUUACAAAGAACUUCUUCCGUACAUAAAAAAAGAUUGGGAUAAAAUAAUGACGGAAAUUGCAAAUCGCGUUUUUAUGAAAGUUCCAUUCGAUGAAAUUUUCCCAACAUCGUAA